Molecule: messenger RNA, 401 nt
Organism: Suhomyces tanzawaensis NRRL Y-17324
Lineage: Eukaryota; Fungi; Ascomycota; Pichiomycetes; Serinales; Debaryomycetaceae
Exons: 1
Coding region: 101-340 (79 amino acids)
Source: RefSeq, a predicted model, not a curated record
UCGUGAUAAGCAAAGCGUAUAUGUACCAAAGCACCUCUUGUAGUGGAAUCUAUUCUUUCUAUGUGAUCGGGUAGGAGCUGAUGAGUUCUGGGAGAAUGGUAUGCAGGUUGGCUUGGAGCUACCCCAGUUCCGCAGGUUGUCACAAAAAUAUUCAGUCAGCGAAAGGGCUCCAAAUGGCCUAAUUGGGCCCACUGGCGGGAAUGUGGCCAUGGCGAGAAUGGUUGCGAAUCACAACCGAUCCAGGUCUAGGCAACGGGGCGAGAUUAUCAUGGUCAUGGUAAGUCCCACGGGCCCAUAUUGGCUACGAGCCGUCACCCAUGAUGUUUCUGAUGGUCCUUGAGGGUCAGCCUGGGCCCAGCACGUGAGGGGCGUCGCCAGGAGGAGCCACUGGUUUGCAAACG